This is a messenger RNA of Stegastes partitus (bicolor damselfish), 2877 nucleotides long. RefSeq names its product glutamyl aminopeptidase (gene enpep). Gene Ontology annotation, molecular function: zinc ion binding; metalloaminopeptidase activity; peptide binding. Gene Ontology annotation, cellular component: cytoplasm; plasma membrane. Lineage: Eukaryota; Metazoa; Chordata; Actinopteri; Pomacentridae. The transcript has 20 exons. Gene Ontology annotation, biological process: regulation of blood pressure; peptide catabolic process; proteolysis. The record is from RefSeq and is a predicted model, not a curated record. Bases 1 to 2877 code for a protein of 958 amino acids.
AUGGUCGACAGCAUAGACAUGGAGAAGCAAAAGAAGCAGUAUUGUAUUCGAGGUAAGCAUGUAUUUAUCAUCUGCGUGACUGUGGCGGUGUGCUCUCUGGCAGUGGGCCUCGGGGUGGGCCUCUCUAGGUCGGAUAGCGUCCCCGUGACCCCCGUCCCCCCAACACCAGGGCCGACCCAGCCUCCUCCUUCUCCUGGCAGAGGGCCGUGCACACCUUCCACCGACUCUGAUGGAGACUGGAGGAACUUCCGUUUACCCAGCUACGUGACUCCGGUCCACUAUAACCUGCACCUGGAGCCGGACCUGGUGGAUGACACCUAUAGUGGCACUGUGGACAUCCAAGUGGAAGUCAGUAAGCCCACUCGUCAUCUCUGGCUCCACAUCAGGGAGACGUUUGUCAGCGCCAUGCCCAGGUUAACCAUGCUGAACAGCCAGGGAGCACAGAGGGAGGUGGCCGUGAAAAGCUGCUUUGAAUACACGCCUCAGCAGUACGUGGUGGUGGAGGCCACAGAGGAGCUGCCGGUCACCGGCCCAGGAGAACUGUACGUGCUCAGUCUGGACUUCCAGGGUUGGCUCAACGGCUCUGUGGUGGGGUUCUACAGGGUCAUCUACACAGAGGGUGGGCUCACCAAGAAGAUUGCUGCAACGGAUCAUGAGCCAACAGAUGCCCGAAAGUCAUUCCCCUGCUUUGAUGAACCAAACAAGAAAGCCACCUACACCAUCUCCAUCACUCAUGACGCUGCGUACGGCGCUCUGUCCAACAUGCCGCCAGAGGGCGCUCCUCAGCAACUGUCCGGCAACAAACUAAAAACCACCUUCCAGAAGUCCGUUCCAAUGAGUACCUAUCUGGUGUGCUUUGCUGUGCACCAGUUCAAGUAUGUGGAAAGAACUUCUGCCCGAGGAAUUCCUUUGAGAAUCUACGCUCAGCCGAGUCAGCUAGCAACUGCAGAAUACGCAGCCGACAUCACCGAGAUCAUCUUUGACUACUUUGAGGAAUAUUUCAACAUGACGUACUCCAUAUCCAAACUGGAUAAGAUAGCCAUCCCUGACUUUGGUACCGGUGCCAUGGAGAACUGGGGCCUCAUCACCUACAGGGAGACCAACCUGCUGUAUGACGAGAACGAGUCAUCGUCCGACAACAAGCAGCGCGUGGCCAGCGUUAUCGCCCACGAGCUGGUUCACCAGUGGUUUGGGAACAUUGUAACCAUGGAUUGGUGGGAUGACCUCUGGCUAAAUGAGGGCUUUGCCAGUUUUUUCGAGUACGUCGGUGUGGAGAAAGCGAGACCUGACUGGGGCAUGCGAGACAUCAUGAUUGUCAAUGACGUGCUUCCUGUCAUGGUGGAUGACGCCCUCAUUUCCUCUCACCCCAUCAUUGUGAAUGUGUCCACCCCAGCAGAAAUCACUUCUGUGUUUGAUGCCAUCUCGUACAGCAAGGGAGCUUCCAUUCUGAGGAUGCUGGAGGACUGGAUGGGUAAAGACAUGUUCAGAGACGGCUGUCGAAAAUAUUUGAAAGACUACUACUUCAAGAAUGCCAAAACAGCCAACUUCUGGGAGUCACUUGCCAGUGUCAGCGGGCUGCCAGUGGCUGACGUCAUGGACACAUGGACCAAACAGAUGGGUUAUCCUGUGCUGGACCUGUCUGUCUCUGAGACAAAUGCCAGGCUCAGACAAACGCGUUUCCUCCUCGACCCUAAAGCUGAUGCCAACCAACCUCCCUCUGCUCUCGGGUACAAGUGGACAAUUCCAGUGAAAUUUCAGACUGUGCAGAGCGACAGGAAGUGGUUGUCUAUGUUUGACAAGAGCAGCGCAGAUCAUGUCAUCAGUGACUAUUCCCUGUCAAAGGACGGGCUACUGAAGGUCAACGAUGAUCACAUGGGAUUCUACAGAGUGAACCACGACGACCACAUGUGGAAUGUUAUUAGUGAGCAGCUUCAAACCAACCACUCGGUGCUCGAUGCAGCAGACCGUACGAGCUACAUCGAUGAUGUUUUUGCUCUUGCAAGGGCUGGCCUCAUAGACUACGGUAACGCCUUCAACCUCACUAAAUAUCUAACAAAGGAGUCUGACUACAUCGUCUGGGAUCGGGUGGCUUCUUCUAUCGCUUAUGUUCGAGACAUGCUGUCUGGGAAAGCUGAUCUGUACCCAAAGUUUCAGAUGCUGUUUCGUGACCAUGUUAAAGUAAUCUCAACCCAGCUCGGAUGGAGUGAUGUGGGAGCGCAAACAGACAGGUUACUGAGGGAGACUGUGCUCAGCAUCGCCUGUCAGAUGGAGGAUCCAGACGCUCUGCGUCAAGCCUCCCACAUCUUUGACCAGUGGAUUAAUGGAGAACUCAGCAGCGUCGCCGUGAACCUGAGACUGCUGGUGUACAGGUACGGCAUGAAGAACUCAGGAACUGAAGAAAAGUGGAACACAAUGUUUGAACGGUACAAAACCUCUUCUUUGGCUCAAGAGAAGGACAAGCUGCUGUAUGGACUGGCAUCCGUGGAGAACGUGGACCUUCUCUACAAGCUGCUGGAGGCUACCAAAGAUGAGUCUGUAGUGAAGAGUCAAGAUUUGUUCACUGUGGUGCGGUACGUGUCCUACAACUCCCUGGGUCAAAGCAUGGCCUGGGACUGGACCACGCUGAACUGGGACUACCUGGUCAACAGGUACACCAUCAACGACAGGAAUCUUGGGCGCCUCCUGACUCAAAUCAGCACCACCUACAACACGGAGCUCCAGCUGUGGAAGAUGGAGCAUUUCUUCAGCCGAACACCGGAUGCUGGUGCCGGGGAGAUGCCCAGGCAGCAGGCGCUGGAGACGGUGAGGAACAACAUCGAAUGGCUGAGACAGAACGAGGACGAGAUCAGACAGUGGUUGGAGAACAACACCGUCUGA